AUGAAGUACUUCACACCACAUCUUCCCACCGAAAGCCACGCCCACAUUCUGCCGACUAAAGCCCAUAACAACAUCUCAACUGGGCUUCAAGGACCUACAGGCACCUCUAACCGCUCCUCUCGCCAAACACCCACCAAGGAAAGCGACAACGCAUACAUCAAGCGCAUCGAAGAGAAUACCGCCAGAGAUGCUGGUGAAAUAAGCCACAAGCACGACUGCCUUGAUCAAGCAAUCUGGACACGCGUGAAGAAGCUAGCGAAGAAGACAUCGCACUGCCUCCAAAAGGAACCGGAUACCGCUAAGCAAGCGAAGAAGCCAAAGCAAAGUGCUCCCGCAUAUGGCGAAUACUCCAUACCCUACAUUUUCAGUUAG
Messenger RNA from Alternaria infectoria, 372 nucleotides. RefSeq lists its product as uncharacterized. The transcript has a single exon. NCBI's taxonomy places the organism in Eukaryota, Fungi, Ascomycota, Dothideomycetes, Pleosporales, Pleosporaceae. The record is from RefSeq and is a predicted model, not a curated record. The coding region runs from base 1 to 372 and encodes 123 amino acids.